Molecule: messenger RNA, 1929 nt
Organism: Chironomus riparius
Lineage: Eukaryota; Metazoa; Arthropoda; Insecta; Diptera; Chironomidae
Source: the annotation of a GenBank genome assembly
GUAGUAAUCACAACCCUGAUUAUUACAGUCUCAAAUUCAUUUUAUUUUUGAGUGAAAAGUCUAAAAAUAAAUUUGUUGCAUUUAUCCACAGAAAACUAAUAACAUGAAAAUUUGGUGAAGACCUUGUUAAUUAAAGAUAUAUUUGUUUGAAAUCAUUAGAGAAUUGUUCAAAAUUCAAUAAUUCAAUGUCAUCAAUCUUAAGAUAUUUGCAACGGGCAAAAUUAACUAAUAUUCCAAAUCCCAGAAUAUCCCUUAUUUUACCUGGUAUCUUGAAAUGUAGAAAUAUUUUUAAUUCAAAUUAUUAUCAACAACACCAACAACGUACUUACAAGAAUUUUGGACACAAACCAACGCCUGUACCUCGCGUUACAAAAUGGUACCACUUAUUUACUGGAGGAAUCAUCUUUCUAUGCUGCUUGAAUUAUCGACUACUCUUUGAUCUGGACAAACGUGAACUUUUUCCGACUCCAAAAGUAGAUGCUGAAGCAAAAAUUAAAACUAAUGAAAAGACUUUUGAGCCUAAAACGGAAGAAACAUUAAAAGAAAAAUCAGAUGAAGAUGAUGAUGAGAGCAGUGAGUCAGACGAAGAAGACAGCGAAGAGAAAAAGAAAAGGCGUAAGGAAAAAAUUGGAUUUCGGGAUAGAAAGAUUAUUGAAUAUGAAAAUCGAAUAAGACAAUAUUCAACUCCUGACAAAGUUUUCCGAUAUUUCGCAACAAUUCAAGUUCCCGUUGUACAUCAUGGAGGUGAAAGUUAUGAAGUUUUUAUGACACCUACUGACUUUUUGACUAGUUUAACUCCUGGGAUCAAACAAAUUGAGGGCUUGGGACUCGAUCAGUAUAAAAAAUAUGACCCUAAGAGUGUUACCCAGCGACUGGAUUUAAAGCUUGAAGAAGAUAGCAUUUUUUACAAACUUGGAAGCUAUGGGCUAAUAUCUUUUUCGGAUUACAUAUUUUUACUAACAGUUUUAUCGACUUCUCGACGACAUUUUGAAAUUGCAUUUAAAAUGUUUGAUUUAAAUGGAGACGGCGAUGUUGACAGUAGUGAAUUUGAAGAAGUGGCCAACUUAAUCCGUCAACAAACUUCUAUAGGCUCAAGACAUCGAGAUCAUGCAAAUACUGGAAACACUUUUAAAGGAGUCAACUCUGCUCUUAGCUGUUACUUUUUCGGACAAAAGUUAGACCAAAAGUUGACAAUUGAAAAAUUUCUUGAGUUUCAACAACAACUACAAAGAGAAAUUUUGACUCUUGAAUUUUUAAGAAAAAAUCCGGAAAAUGGACACAUUUCAGAAGCAGACUUCACCGAAUUGCUACUUGCUUAUGCUGGCUAUCCUCAAAAAAAGAAGAUAAAAAAAAUUAAACGAGUCAAAAAAAGAUUUAGAGAUCAUGGUAAAGGUGUUUCCAAAGAGGAUUAUCUAAGCUUUUUUCACUUUUUGAAUAACAUAAAUGAUGUUGACACCGCACUUACUUUCUAUCACAUUGCAGGUGCUAGCAUUGAUCAAUUAACGCUUAAACACGUAGCCAAAACUGUUGCAUUUGUUGAUUUAUCCGAUCAUAUUAUAGACGUUGUAUUCACAAUAUUCGACGAAAACAUGGAUGGACAACUGAGUAAUAGAGAGUUUGUUGCUGUAAUGAAGAAUCGAUUAAUGAGAGGCUUAGAACGUCCGAAAGACACUGGCUUUGUUAAAUUUAUGCAUUCUAUCUUAAAAUGCGCGAAGGAAACAAAACCAGUUUUACUUGACGUUCUUUAAUUUUUAUGCGUUAAAAGUGCUUAAAGCUUAAAAGCAAAAAAAAUUAUUUUAAAAAAAUAGUUAUCAUUCAUAAAUUUUUAUCAAGUAAAUAUGCAUUUUGAAACAUUUAUUUAUUAAAGUUAAACUUUUUGUUAAAAAUGUAUUGAAAAUUCCUUAAAUAAAAAUUUUAAUCAAAAACUUG